AUGGUGUGGGCGCCGGAGAGCGCCACCAGGUCCUCCUGGCUCAGCCCCUUCUUGGCGAAGAGACCGAUGAGUUCGUCCAUGGUGGAGUUGGAGCGGGGUAGGUUGAACUUCACCCAGGCUGCCUGGGAGACUCUGCUGUCCCUUCUCCCCUUCUUCACGGCAUAG
This is a messenger RNA of Spirodela intermedia, 165 nucleotides long. NCBI's taxonomy places the organism in Eukaryota, Viridiplantae, Streptophyta, Magnoliopsida, Alismatales, Araceae. The record is from the annotation of a GenBank genome assembly.